Messenger RNA from Chlorella variabilis, 273 nucleotides. RefSeq lists its product as hypothetical. Bases 1 to 273 code for a protein of 90 amino acids. The transcript is spliced from 4 exons. NCBI's taxonomy places the organism in Eukaryota, Viridiplantae, Chlorophyta, Trebouxiophyceae, Chlorellales, Chlorellaceae. The record is from RefSeq and is a predicted model, not a curated record.
AUGUGCUGCCCUGUGGUGGUCAGAGCCAGUCCCAAGGACGAUGAGAAAACGGUGACGGCGGAGGACGUGCAGCAGGUCCACGCUGCACUCGAGCGCUGCAUCCAGCGCGGCCUGAACAAGCUGGAGGCUGUGCAGCUGCUGGCCCGCCUGGGCGUGGCCCCCAAGUUCUCGCUGCUGGUGUGGGACCGCUUGGAGGCCGAGAACAAGGAGUUUUUUGCGGCCUACAACACCCAGCUGGCAGCCACGGCGGAGCUGGAGCGCUGCCACCUCUGA